GGCGGCGGCGGAGGGGGGAGAGACCCGGGUCAGGCCGGGGCCGCGCAGCGCUACCGGGAACCGGGGCCGCCGCGCUCCGCUCCGGUUCCCGGCUUCCCGCCGGGCCGAGCGGAGCCGAGCUGAGCUGAAGAGAGGCGGGCACCGACGAUACAACCGGCGGGGCGAGCGCGGGGGCCGCACGCCGACCCCCGCCGCGGGGCUCCAGGGAUCCGGGAGCGGCGGGCGGCCGUCGGGGAUGUCCUACAAGCCCAUCGCUCCCGCCCCCGCUACCCCCGGAGCCGCCAGCGCCAGCCCCGCCCCGCCGGGGCCCGGGGCACCUUCCGCCGCCACGAGCGUCCCGUCGCCCUCCGGUUCCGUCCCUGGCGCCGCCGCCCCUUUCCGGCCGCUCUUCAAUGACUUCGGGCCGCCGUCCAUGGGCUACGUGCAGGCCAUGAAGCCCCCCGGGGCGCAGGGCUCGCAGAGCACCUACACCGACCUGCUCUCGGUCAUCGAGGAGAUGGGCAAGGAGAUCCGGCCCACCUACGCCGGCAGCAAGAGCGCCAUGGAGCGGCUGAAGCGGGGGAUCAUCCACGCCCGGGCGCUGGUCAGGGAGUGCCUGGCAGAGACAGAGCGGAACGCCCGCACGUAACGGCAGCUGCCCCCCGGGACCCCCCGGGACCUCCCGGUGGUGGCGGGGGGGGGGGGGGGGGCCGCCGUGCUGCCCGAGCCCCCCCCUCCCCGCGCUCUCCGCUCUUUAUAAAUGCGUGUUUUUAUAAAUAAAA
This is a messenger RNA of Hirundo rustica (Barn swallow), 761 nucleotides long. It is a transcript of the gene CDK2AP2, whose product is annotated as cyclin dependent kinase 2 associated protein 2. NCBI's taxonomy places the organism in Eukaryota, Metazoa, Chordata, Aves, Passeriformes, Hirundinidae. The transcript is spliced from 4 exons. Gene Ontology annotation, biological process: negative regulation of G1/S transition of mitotic cell cycle; regulation of microtubule cytoskeleton organization. Gene Ontology annotation, cellular component: cytoplasm; microtubule; nucleus. The record is from RefSeq and is a predicted model, not a curated record. The coding region runs from base 236 to 628 and encodes 130 amino acids.